Molecule: messenger RNA, 2985 nt
Organism: Strigops habroptila (Kakapo)
Lineage: Eukaryota; Metazoa; Chordata; Aves; Psittaciformes; Psittacidae
Product: sex comb on midleg-like protein 2
Exons: 16
Coding region: 175-2508 (777 amino acids)
Biological process (GO): regulation of DNA-templated transcription
Cellular component (GO): nucleus
Molecular function (GO): protein binding
Source: RefSeq, a predicted model, not a curated record
CCGGAACAUGGCGGCGGCGUGAGGCGGGCAAGGGCAGGAGCGGGUUGACAGGCGCGCGAGCCGCCGCGGACCCUCUUCCCGCCCGCUCGGAAACUGUUGUUCUGAAAGGAAGAAUUAACUGGUCUUUCAACUUCAGCCUUUUUAUUGUGAGAGGGGAGAUCACAGAGUGUUACCAUGGGGAGAACAACAGCUAAAGAUUCAAAGAAUAUUAAAAAAGAGAAAGAUGGAAAGAAUCAGCAGGCAAACAACCCGUCUUUAAAAAGUGGAAGAAGAAAGAGCCUCUUGAUGUUGGAUGAAGAAAGAUGCCUUACAAUGCUCUGGGCUAGCAUCCAGGAAAUCCUAGAGUUAUCAGGGGGAUGUGUGAUAAGAAAAUCUGAAAAGGAUCAGAGAUACAGAGAUGUAAGAAGAGAACAGUUUAAUUGGGAUGAUUAUCUGAAAGAGACUGAAUCAGUAGCUGCCCCUCUGCAUUGUUUCAGACAGUCUAGAAUUCCACCUACAAACGAUUUCAAAGUUGGGAUGAAACUGGAAGCCCGUGAUCCUCGCAAUGUUACCUCGGUUUGUAUAGCUACAGUAAUUGGAAUCACUGGUGCCAGGCUGAGGUUGCGACUGGAUGGAAGCGACAACAAAAAUGAUUUUUGGAGGCUUGUGGAUUCCUCAGACAUACAGCCCAUCGGAACCUGCGAAAAGAAAGGGGGCAUGCUCCAGCCUCCGCUUGGGUUCCAGAUGAAUGCAUCUUCUUGGCCAAUGUUUCUCUUAAGAACUCUCAAUGGAGCUGAAAUGGCACCCGCAGCAUUCUUUAAGAAGGAACCACCAAAACCUGUGCCAAACUGCUUUAAAGUUGGAAUGAAACUUGAAGCUAUAGAUAGAAAGAACCCAUACUUGAUUUGCCCAGCAACCAUUGGAGAUGUUAAAGGAGAUGAAGUUUUUGUUACAUUUGAUGGCUGGAGAGGAGCAUUUGACUAUUGGUGCAGAUGUGAUUCUCGAGAUAUUUUCCCAGUCGGAUGGUGUAGCUUGACAGGAGAUGCAUUACAACCACCAGGGAACAAUGUUUCCAUUACAAAGAGCAGUGCAAAAAUCCAAUCUUCCCCUUCCAAAGUGACCCGGCGUUCAAUGCAGUCUCCACAGAAAUCUGCUCCGGUACCAGCGCAACGGGGCAGGAAACCAGGUCGGGGCAAACCCCCUGGACAGUCUGCAGUUCCCAAGAAGGGCAGGUCUCCUAAAAAUAUUCCCCUGACAAAAAGCAUCUCUCAUACUGAAAAUCUUAAAACAAGGAAAAAAAGUUUAAAACCUGGAAAAAAGAAAAAAAUCUUGCCAGAACAACUGCCUCCUGCAUCUCCUUCUCCUCAUUCUUCUCCUGAGAGGGACAGUGGCACUACACAGAUACUUAAAGAUGGAGUUAGUUUGUCUGGUGCAACUGCAGCAGUUAUAUCCACAGUGUGUGUUUAUGUCAACAAGCAUGGAAAUUCUGGGCCUCACCUGGAUAAGAAGAAGGUUCAGCAGCUUCCAGAUCACUUUGGACCAGGCCCUGUCAACGUGGUGCUUCAGCAGGCUGUACAGGCUUGCGUGGAUUGUGCCUAUCAAUCCAAAACAGUCUUUGGAUUUCUGAAAUCUGGCCAUCAUGGAGGGGAAAUGAUAACUGCUUCCUUUGAUGGGGAAAAGCAUGCCAUCAAUCUUCCUCCUGUAAACAGUGCAUCGUUUGUCCUACGCUUCUUGGAGAAACUCUGCCACAGCCUGCAGUGUGAUAAUCUCUUUAGUAGCCAGCCUUUCAGCCCUUACAUGGGAUGUGCACAUAGUCCUAUGGAAUAUGAUAGGAACAAACCAGCAAAAGAAGAAAUACCUGAAAACAGGAGUGCUAAACGAUACUCUCAGGACUCUCCACCGUAUACUGCUCCUCUCUCCCCUAAGCUUCCCAGAAAUGAUGCUCAUCCAUCUGAAGCAGAAACAUUGCCUAUAGAGGAAAACAGCACUUCCAAAGAACACCGAUUUUCUGAGGACUCUCUGGAUUCUGCACUUAAUUCUGUAAAUCCUUCAAGCCCGACCUGUCAAAAUUCCACAGAAUAUCGUGCUUCAGGGAGUGCAGCAUAUUACAGAAAUUCCCAUCAGUCAGUGACUGCUACCUCAAAUUCAGCCCCAAUCCUGCGCAGGCUGUCCUUGAGCUCUGCUGGGAGCAGCGGUUACUAUGAAGUUAGUAGGAAUCGAAUACAGAGGCAGAUUGAAGCUGCAAGUUCCACAACUGGACCGGAUUUGAAUUCACUAAAAAGGGAACCUUCAAGAAUAUUGAAUAAAGAUCCUUCCACCUGGUCAAUAGAAGAAGUAAUGCGUUUUGUGAAAGAAGCUGAUCCACAGGCACUAGCUCCACAUGCAGAACUCUUUAGGAGACAUGAAAUUGAUGGGAAGGCAUUACUCUUACUGAGGAGUGAUAUGAUAAUGAAAUAUAUGGGACUGAAGCUGGGGCCUGCCCUAAAGUUGUGCUACCACAUUGAAAGACUUAAACAAGGAAAGUACUAGCCUGUGGGGAUGCACCACAAAUACAUGUGUUCGUUUCGCACUAAGCUCUCAGGUUCACAGCCAUCGCCUUUAUUUGGAACAAUUUUGCUGAUAUAAAUCAUCUUUAUUUUUUGAAAGUACUCUCACAAUGUAAAAAAGACAUUCAGGAUAAAGGGGGGAGGAAUAUAAUCUGUAUUACACUCUAGUAUUUUGUGAACUAUUUCCGAAGGUUUGCACGGAAGGGCAGUUGAUCAUACUGGGGGCAGGCAGGUCAGGUAACAGUGCUCUUCCAAUCCUGUGUUCUCUGUUACAGCCAAUGUGUUCGUAUUCAGAACCAAAACAGCUGAAUCCCAAAGGAAAAUAAUAAAACAAACCAGCAUCAGGUGUUAACAAUUUUUAUGGGGGUGGCUGUAAACUUUUAUUUUGCAGGAAAAAUUUAAAACAGAAGAUCUCGUCUCCAUAGUGAAUACUGUGUCUGGUCCUCCAGCAGUGUAAGAC